CAUUAUUGCUUUCGUUAUAUAUAGUUGUACGUUAUAUAAAUACAAAUAUUUCUUUUGAAAUAUUUCAUUGGUUAUAAGGCUAAAUCAUUGUUUAAGAUAAUGAAUAUAUUACAAACUAUUAGUUCCUACUACAAAAGACAAAGGAGAUCUGUAAAAUAUGGCUUACCAUUUAUGUUAUUUAUGGUGUGUGGUUCAUUUGGAUUGAAAGAAUUUGCUCAACUAAGGUAUAUAUUUAGAAAGCAAAAGUUGAUAGACCCGGAAGAAGCCAAAAAAAUGGGAAUACAAAUGAAGGAGCCUGGAUCGGUAACAUUAGAAGGGGAGUACGAAAAAAUCAAGCAAUUAGAUAUUGACAAUUGGCAAAGUAUUAGAGGACCUAGACCAUGGGAAGAGAAAAGCCAAUAGUUGUUUCAUAUUUUUCUAUUCUUAAUUAGUACAAUAAAUUUUAUUCAUUAGGUAUUACAA
Ctenocephalides felis (cat flea) is the source of this 462-nucleotide messenger RNA. RefSeq names its product cytochrome c oxidase assembly protein COX16 homolog, mitochondrial (gene l(3)neo43). The record is from RefSeq and is a predicted model, not a curated record. Gene Ontology annotation, biological process: mitochondrial respiratory chain complex IV assembly. Lineage: Eukaryota; Metazoa; Arthropoda; Insecta; Siphonaptera; Pulicidae. Gene Ontology annotation, cellular component: mitochondrial inner membrane. The transcript has 2 exons. Bases 100 to 402 code for a protein of 100 amino acids.